AUCAUCGUACGAGAUACUGCGGGGUCUGUCUCACGAGAUACUGGGGGUUUUGUCUCACAAAUACAAUUCAUUUUGUCUCACGAGAUACUGCGAGUUUAUCGUCGUACGAAUGUACUCCAAUACUCGCCUAUUCUGUUCUCACCCGCAUUCGCCCCACCUCGUAUUGCGUCCCUCCCAACACCGGUAUGUGAGAUCACGAUCAGGGCUUGCAUAUUCCAACACGCGGUCCUCGGGAUUCACAAGGACUCCAUGCAUAUAAAAAUUGAACCCCAAAGGACACCACCGGUUACGAUGUCGUCCUUACCACCAAUACCCCAGGUGCCAGAUCCAUUCGCGCCUCUUUUUAUUACCGAUGUGUUCACGUACAAGACAGUUGAGGGCACACCGCUUCAGACUGAUGUCCAUGUUCCCAAGGACAUCAAACCGGGGGAAGACUUACCCGUCCUUCUGCUUAUGCAUGGGGGGAGUCUGAUUGCCGGUCACCGAAGGAUGUGGCCGUUGCUCUGUGGACCUUGGCUGGCUACCUUCACCGCCAUGCACAAAGCGAUCGUGGUCGUACCCGACUACCGAUUGGCGCCAGAGACGAAGACGCCAGAGAUUCUAGCAGACCUUGUAUCUUUCUGGGAAUGGGUUCACGGAGCUUUCCCUUCACUGCUCCAGGAGAAACGCAGUGUUACUCCUGACCUGUCCAAACUAGCCAUUUACGGUGAGAGUGCAGGAGGGUGGUGCGCGCUGCACUUGUCGUUACUCUAUCCACAGGAUAUCCGAGCCUCUGCUCUGCCAUGGCCCUUGGUUGACACUGAGAGUGAGUGGUUCAGCGUCGGUAGUGGCAACAGUAUGGUAAUGGGAAUGCCGCCUUUUCCCAAAGAUCAGACAGAGAAUCACUUGGCGAGCAUGAAUAUGGAUGCUGUGACAACCCAAGGAGGACCAGACCGUCUUCCCAUCGCAAUAGGUGGUAUGCAGCAUGGAUUUGCACACACCAUCUGGGGGAAGAGCGAGGAGACGUUUGUGCUUCGAGCAUUGGAGAGAGGAGGCGCCAAGUUGCCGGAAUUCGUGUGGAUAGCGCAUGGAAAAGAUGAUACAGCAGUUCCGCUUGAGGGAAGCGAAAAGCUAGUCCGCUUGAUCAAAACGAAUAGUGCAAACACAUCUGUACGGUUUGAUGUCAAGCCUGGAGACCACGGCUUUGCUAAUCAUGUGCCAUUUGAGGAGGAGUGGCUUCAAGAAGCCCUAAAGGAGAUCGCUGCCGUUUGGCUGGCUUGA
This is a messenger RNA of Periconia digitata, 1260 nucleotides long. The record is from the annotation of a GenBank genome assembly. Lineage: Eukaryota; Fungi; Ascomycota; Dothideomycetes; Pleosporales; Periconiaceae.